Molecule: messenger RNA, 669 nt
Organism: Humulus lupulus (European hop)
Lineage: Eukaryota; Viridiplantae; Streptophyta; Magnoliopsida; Rosales; Cannabaceae
Exons: 2
Coding region: 1-669 (222 amino acids)
Source: RefSeq, a predicted model, not a curated record
AUGACAAAGCAGCAAAAGAUGACUUACACUAGCAAUCUCAUUCAACCCUCUAUUAAUGAUUUCGUGGAUGUCCAUUGUGGCAGUGUCGUUGAUGGCGACCUGGGUUCUCAAUCUACCUCUAGUUUUGCUGCUGUCCUAACCGAAGUUCCUGAGCUUAGGGAUGAUAAUUUCAAAAUAUGGAAGGAGAUAGUUCUCUUCCAUUUACGAUGCGCAAGCAUGGAAUACGCAAUCACGAAUUAUGAACCUGCUACAAUCAAGGAGACCAGUACUGAAGAUGAGAUCGCGCUGCGUAACAAAUGGGAGCGAUCCAAUCGUCUGAGUAUCAUGUUCAUCAUGACCAAGAUUCCUAAUGGAAUGUGUGGGUCGGUGGAGCAGCAUGAAAAGUUCAAAGACUUUAUUAAAGCCAUUGAAGAGCAGUACAACACAUUUGAUAAGCCCAUUAAUUUCAACACUCUCUUCCUCCAGCUCUCAUCAUCAAAGCUCACUAGAAUUAGAGGCGUACGUGAGCACAUCACCAAGAUAAGAGACACCGCUGAACAACUGAAGAAGUUCAAUGUGGAGAUAACUGAAUCCUUCCUGGGUCUUUACAUCCUUAGCAAUCUUCCCUCACAUCACAUGCCUUUCAAAAUUUCCUACAACACACACAAGGACAAAGUGGAGUAUCAAUGA